Lentinula edodes (shiitake mushroom) is the source of this 816-nucleotide messenger RNA. RefSeq names its product inhibitor of apoptosis-promoting Bax1-domain-containing protein. Gene Ontology annotation, cellular component: mitochondrial inner membrane. The record is from RefSeq and is a predicted model, not a curated record. The transcript is spliced from 7 exons. Lineage: Eukaryota; Fungi; Basidiomycota; Agaricomycetes; Agaricales; Omphalotaceae. The coding region runs from base 1 to 816 and encodes 271 amino acids.
AUGCAGAAUGCGCCGCUUGUUCAGCAAGGUCAGCCGAUAACUUGGCAGAGAAUGGCAUUGACUGCGGCGGGUGUCGCUGGCGCUGUGGUGGUCAUUGAUGGGUUUUUGAACCGAGAAACGAGGGAUGGGUUGUCUACUGGAGAACAAGCUUUAUUACAUGACACUUUCAAGUAUACUGGCGGCGGUCUUGUACUCACAGCAUUAGCCGCUCGUUCCAUGUUCAAAUCCGGACUUGCCUUCAGAAUAAUGACCGCUAACCCUUGGCUGGUUCUCGGUGUAAGUCUCGUCGGUAGUAUCGGGACUAUGAUGGGAACAUUUUAUACACCUCCGGAGAAGACAGUGCAGAAGCAUUUACUUUGGCUGGGUUUCAACGCUUGUCAAGCCGCUACCCUCAGCCCUCUGUUCCUCUUUAGCCCAGCUAUCCUGUCUCGCGCGGCUCUAUACACAGUCGGUAUUGUUGGGUCGUUAUCGUACGUCGGUGCUACUGCGAAAAACGAUACAUUUUUGAAUUUAGGCGGGCCUCUUCUCGCUGGUGUCACCGUAGUCGCUCUUGCAUCUCUCGCACCUAUGGCUCUUCCCCUCGGUGUCCGAAGUCUGGCAGUAACCGAAGCCCUUUCGCUCUAUGGUGGGCUUGCUGUGUUUGGAGGUUUUGUUUUGUAUGACACGCAGAAGAUCUUGCACCACGCUCGAUUAUCAGAACAAGGGCUCAUGAAAGCAGACGCUAUAAACGAGUCGAUUGGGUUGGAAUUAGAUAUGAUCAACAUCUUCAUUCGCCUGGUACAGAUUCUUGCUAUGCAAGGGAAUAAUAGGAAGUGA